UGAACUGUCACUUCAAAAGAAAAAGAAAAGACCAAUGCCACUCAUUGGCUUAUUUCAACACAGAAACACAAAAGAAGAAUACCCAAUGGAGCCACUAGGGUCCGGGUUAAUUUCACCCAUCAUGACAAGCUCCAUCAUUCGACAGAAUAAUGAUAACAAUGCGCCUCAAAGGACAUGUUCUUCCUCGGCUCUUCAUAAGCAGACAGUGCGUCGUAGCACAAAUGCUUCAGCACCAACUCUGGUUACACAUCGACAAGGUUCGGAACAUCAUUACUUAUAUCAUCAUGAUCCACUGUCUUCUCCUCCUGUGUCUCCUCCUCCUUUGUCUCCUACCAAUCUUUCUUUUGCCACAAUAACAAGGCCUUCGCUAAAAUUACUUUCACCUACUUAUCAACCUGCUUCCUCACUAUCUAGUGCAGAUAGUGAUAGUGACGAUGAUGAACCAUUAGGACACUUGCUUACGCCUCGGCUCAGACAAAUAAACCAAAAAGCAUGUUCAUUACUAAGCGAUGUAAGCGAAGAAGGCGAUGAUGAUUUAGUGCCUAUUGCUCGGCUAUCAAUUUCCCGCUCAAGCGUCUAUCAUUUGUCGGCUGCUGAAAAAUACAAGGCCAAAGUGAAAGCUAAAUUACGCAUGACAGACAAACACUAAACUGUAAUAUUUUUUAUUUAUGUCCUACAAUACUUUACAAACUAUGUUUAUUAAAAUGACUUUUUUUUUU
This is a messenger RNA of Gilbertella persicaria, 719 nucleotides long. RefSeq lists its product as uncharacterized. The record is from RefSeq and is a predicted model, not a curated record. The transcript has a single exon. Lineage: Eukaryota; Fungi; Mucoromycota; Mucoromycetes; Mucorales; Choanephoraceae. Bases 35 to 649 code for a protein of 204 amino acids.